AUGUUACUUGGCCCAGCGUCAUCCACAACACCCACCUCCAGGGGAAUGCCUCCAGGGUUUUUAGAUUUUGCUUCUUCAUCAUUCGAUGCCAUCUUUUAUGAACGUCUCCCUGAGGAUAGUGCAAGGCCAGGCGAAAAACCACCUCCAUCUCGUAAACGGGCAUCUCACUUGCCUGAUUUACUUCCAUUUAUAAAGCUCGUGACAGAGAAAUGCAAGGUACAGCCCGUGUUGCUGGUCAUGGCACUUUUAUACGUGCAACGCUUUCGCAAAGCGUUACCUCCUGAUUACAAGGCAGAACCACAAGCGGCCCAUCGUAUCUUUGCAGCUAGUCUAUUACUUGCCAGCAAAUACAGUGAGGAUGAUCAUUUGUCAACAAGGCAACUUGUGCGUGCCACAGGCGAUGUGUGGUCUGCCAAAGAAAUGACGCGGAUGGAACUAGCGUUUCUACGUUUUCUCCAAUGGGACUUGCAUAUUGAAAUGGAUGAAAUGGAGUCGUUCUUGUGUCACCUUGAUUUCGACAUUGCUCUCAUAUUACCAUCAAAAUCCCGCCAUGCUGCUUCAUGUCCUUGA
This is a messenger RNA of Lichtheimia ornata, 570 nucleotides long. RefSeq lists its product as uncharacterized. Gene Ontology annotation, cellular component: cyclin-dependent protein kinase holoenzyme complex; nucleus. The transcript is spliced from 3 exons. Gene Ontology annotation, molecular function: cyclin-dependent protein serine/threonine kinase regulator activity; protein kinase binding. Lineage: Eukaryota; Fungi; Mucoromycota; Mucoromycetes; Mucorales; Lichtheimiaceae. Bases 1 to 570 code for a protein of 189 amino acids. Gene Ontology annotation, biological process: regulation of cyclin-dependent protein serine/threonine kinase activity. The record is from RefSeq and is a predicted model, not a curated record.